AGCCUCUUUCCUGGAAACUUUGUAUUCAACAUGGACCACCAAUUCCUCUGCUUUCCAGUCCUUUUCACUGUCUUUCUUUUCAUCCUCACGGUAUUGAGAAUGAGGAAGAAAUCAAAAGGCAAAAACUCAUCUCCAAAUCUACCACCAGGACCGUGGAAAUUGCCACUGAUAGGGAGUAUGCACCAUUUAGUUGGCUCCUUACCCCACCAAUGCCUGAGAGACUUGGCUAAAAAGUAUGGACCUCUCAUGCACCUUCAACUUGGUGAAGUUACUAACAUUGUUAUUUCUUCACCUGAAACUGCUAAACAUGUGAUGAAAACCCAUGAUGUCACAUUUGCUCAAAGGCCCUUUCUCCUUGCUGCCAGUAUUGUGGCUUAUGAAUUUUCAGACAUCGCAUUCGCUCCUUAUGGAGACUAUUGGAGACAAAUGCGAAAAAUUUGCACGCUGGAGCUGCUAACGGGGAAAAGAGUGAAGUCGUUUAGAUCAAUCCGGGAAGAAGAAAUGUCAAAACUCAUUAGGUCCCUGUCUUCUAGUGCAGGAUCGCCAAUCAACUUUAGCAAGAUGUUCAGUUCUUUAACCUACAGCAUCACUUCUAGAGCAGCCUUUGGUAAGAUAUGGAAGGGAGAAGAAACCUUCAAAUCAGCAGUCAAAAAACUCAUACAAUUGGCUGGCGGUUUCACUCUUGCUGAUGUCUACCCGUCCAUCAAAUUGCUUCAUGUGAUCAGUACGACGAGGCCUAAAUUAGAGAGGCUUCGUCAAAUAAUAGAUGAGAUAUUUGACAACAUCAUCUAUGAGCAUAAAGCUAGAAAGGCAGCAGCAAAAUCUGGUACUGAUAGUGAAGAACAAGAUUUCGUAGAUGUCCUCCUGAAUUUUCAGGAUGGUGCAGACCUUGAAUUCCCUUUAACAAACGACAACAUAAAAGGAGUCAUCCUGGACACCUUCAUUGCUGGUAGUGAGACAUCAUCUACAACUGUAGAAUGGGCAAUGUCUGAGAUGCUAAAAAAUCCAAGAGUGAUGGAAAAGGCACAAGCUGAGGUGAGGAUGGUCUUUGGUAUAGAAGGAAACAUUGAUGAAGAAAGACUUCAUGAACUGCACUACUUAAAGAUGGUAAUCAAAGAAACUCUAAGACUACACCCUCCUAUUGCAUUGCUACUUCCAAGAGAAUGUAGGGAGAAUUGUGUGAUUAACGGUUACGACAUUCCUGUAAAGUCCAAAGUUACAGUGAACGCAUGGGCAAUUGGAAGGGAUCCCGAUUAUUGGAUUGAAGCAGAGAGAUUUUAUCCAGAAAGAUUUCUCAAUAGUUCAAUAGAUUAUAAGGGUAAUAACUUUGAAUUAAUCCCAUUUGGUGCUGGAAGGAGGAUGUGUCCAGGAAUAUUGUUUGGCAUGGCUAAUGUUGAGUCUCCACUUGCACGGUUGCUAUACUAUUUUGAUUGGAAACUCCCUGCUGGGCUGAAGCCAGAAAAUCUUGACAUGCUUGAAGUUUUCGGUGCUGCAGUGAAAAGAAAGAACGAGCUCCAGUUAAUUCCCAUUCCAUACUUUCCUCCACCUCCACCAGUGGAGUAAAAUAUCAUUAUAUGUUAGUUUGAUAUCAGCCAGCUAGUCAAAUGAACAUAUGGUUCAAAUGACAAUUCAAUUUCUCCUUUCGGAGAUUCAAGUGCAUUGUAGCUGAUGAAAAUUUGCAGAGGUAUUCAGUUUUAUUUAUGUUCAAUUGGGACUUCAAAUAAUUUUCUUUCAAAAACUUAUGGUUCAAGUGUGAACUACAUUUUAGGUAUUAACAGAGGGCCUCAAGCCUUUCUUUGAAAAGCUACUACCUCUUGAACUACAAUAACAAACACCUCAUACGACACUGGGCAAUAGCAUUUUUUGGUCAAAUACAAAAGAGAUUUGAGAAGCUGAGAAGACAGGUGGGAAUUUUUCUUUCCUUGACGCUCCAGUUUGAGAACAAGGUUAUCAAUUAUAUCUGUUAACCAAAUUGCAGCCUACUGAUGGGUUUGAGCUACUAGCAUUAGCUAAACGCUGGAACACUGCUUCCAGGAAUUCAAAAUAACUGUUCAGGCAAGUAAAAGCAUUCUGAAAAUAGAAUUACUUGCUUCGCUUUUAAGACAAUAUCACUGUAAAUGAUAAGCUUCACCUGAUUCCUUCUCCACAACAAGUAUGUAUUUGGCAACAUUAACAAUAUCUAUGCACAAUAGUUAGGGGAAAACAGCAAUCAAUAAUGCUAUUCAUAAAGUAUUCCAUGUAUAAAGCAUUAAACUGAAUUAU
Manihot esculenta (cassava) is the source of this 2262-nucleotide messenger RNA. Its product is annotated as desmethyl-deoxy-podophyllotoxin synthase. The transcript has 2 exons. Bases 31 to 1563 code for a protein of 510 amino acids. Lineage: Eukaryota; Viridiplantae; Streptophyta; Magnoliopsida; Malpighiales; Euphorbiaceae. Gene Ontology annotation, molecular function: iron ion binding; oxidoreductase activity, acting on paired donors, with incorporation or reduction of molecular oxygen; monooxygenase activity. The record is from RefSeq and is a predicted model, not a curated record.